This is a messenger RNA of Thalassophryne amazonica, 8105 nucleotides long. Its product is annotated as probable ribonuclease ZC3H12C. The transcript is spliced from 6 exons. Gene Ontology annotation, cellular component: nucleus; cytoplasmic ribonucleoprotein granule. The coding region runs from base 190 to 3039 and encodes 949 amino acids. Lineage: Eukaryota; Metazoa; Chordata; Actinopteri; Batrachoidiformes; Batrachoididae. The record is from RefSeq and is a predicted model, not a curated record. Gene Ontology annotation, molecular function: metal ion binding; mRNA binding; RNA endonuclease activity.
UGGCGUGCUCGACGCUGCUCGCUGGGUCACGCACGCUGCAGUCCGGCUGGAUGUUUGGCGUCGCGUGUACGCGAUGGGAACGUUACCCGGUUUGCACAUCUCGUCCUGCGGCUUCACCGGCGGUGGCGACACGGCACCAGUGAGUAGAGCUUUGUGAUUAGGCAGCAUUCAGAUGCCUGGGACAGAUCCAUGGGCCAGAAGGACCAUGUGGAAGCAGCAGCAGGCCACAUCCUCGACCUGGGGUUGGAUUUGGAGUAUCUCCACAUAGCAGGGGCUGACUGGCAGGCUGGCGGUGCUGACAAACCCCCUGCUAUGGAGGAGCAGGGGGAGUGCUCCAGCAACAGCAGCACACUUGAGCCUUCUGUACCGGUUACAGCAGAGGAAAAUGUCAGGUCCAGUGCUGAAUGCGAGUUGGCACCAUGUUUCGGUGCUGCACUCGCCACUAGCCCAGACCCGAUUGGCGGAGAGAGUGGAUUACCUCAUGGCAAGAACAGCCACCAGCCGCUAUGUCGGACCCCUUGCGUGGAUUUGGGGACUGACGGGCCUCCUGAGCUACCAUCUGAAUUUCCACCAGAGCUUGGUCAAGAUAUCCACCCAGCCAGCUACCCAUGCAAGCACCCAACUGAAGCGCCAUCAUGUCCAUCUCCGUCAGAGUCGGCAUCUGAGGACAGCGUGAAAGAAUACCGGGCUAAGCUGGACUUUGCCCUGAAGUUAGGGUACUCUGAGGAAACCGUUCGACAGGUGCUGUCCAAACUUGGCCCAGACACCCUUAUCAAUGACAUACUGGGAGAGCUGGUCAAAUUGGGAAGCAAGACAGAUAGUGAGCAGCAGUCUGGGUCGUUGGCCUCUACAUCUUCAUCUUCAUCUUCCUCCUGUGGUUGUUCCGAUGUGCUGGAGGGCCAGCGCUCUGACUCACCCUGCCCUUCAGAUGUGCUGUGUGACCAGGACAAUCUGCGACCAGUUGUGGUAGACGGCAGCAAUGUAGCCAUGAGCCAUGGCAACAAGGAAGUGUUUUCCUGCCAGGGCAUUCAGCUAGCUGUCGAUUGGUUCCUUGAGCGCGGUCAUCAUGACAUCACUGUGUUUGUGCCUGCAUGGCGGAAAGAACAGUCCCGCCCUGAUGCCCCUAUAACAGACCAGGAGAUCUUGCGUCGCCUUGAGAAAGAAAAAGUCCUCGUCUUCACACCAUCACGCCGUGUCCAAGGUCGACGGGUGGUCUGCUAUGAUGAUCGCUUCAUUGUCAAGCUAGCCUAUGAGUCAGACGGCAUCAUCGUCUCCAAUGACAACUACCGUGACCUGGCAAACGAGAAGCCAGAGUGGAAGAAAUUCAUCGAUGAGCGUCUGCUCAUGUAUUCCUUCGUUAACGACAAGUUCAUGCCCCCAGAUGACCCACUUGGGCGCCAUGGGCCAAGUUUAGACAACUUCCUGAGGAAAAGACCUGUAAUCCCAGAACAGAAGAAGCAGCCUUGCCCAUAUGGAAAGAAGUGCACUUAUGGCCACAAGUGUAAGUACUACCAUCCAGAAAGGGGUACACAGCCCCAGCGCGCGGUGGCUGAUGAGUUGCGUGCCAGUGCCAAGAUCUGUGUUACCCCUAAGAACCAGGGUGACACUGGGCUGGUAAAGAGCCACAGUGUGCCAGCUGGCAGCAUUGAGGCAAAAAAGGGAGCUCCAAAAAGACAGUCAGACCCAAGUAUUAGAGCUCUGUCCUACAGUGACGCUGAGGAGAAACUGCUGGCCAAAGGGAGGGUGGAAAGUCAGAAGAGCAUGUGUAGUAGUGGCGGCGGCAGUAGCUCGAGCAGCAGCAGUAGUUGCAGUGGCAGCGUAACCAUCUCUCCUGCACCAGGAGGUCCUCUGUCUGGAAUGAACCAUCUCCAGGACCAGCCAUCCAGAGCAGGCACUCCUCACGGUCAUCUGCCUGCACCCAGCAUUGACCUUUACCCUCACUGUGAAUCUCCAGACUUGGGUUACUACACUGUAGCACGCGCCUACUCCGGCCUCAGCCUCUCCAGCCAGCGUAGCCCAGACUGUCACUGCCCCGCCGAUGCAGACCAACGGCUCGGCUCCAUGGGCUCAGCAGGCUCUGAAUGUGGGAGCGAAAGCAGCAUGAGUUGCGGGAGUAACUGCGACUUGCACAACGAAAGGCUCGGCCUUGGAUGCCACACAGAUAAUUUUCAGGAAGAUGGCGUUCACUAUGCUAAUCUCCACAGCCGCCCGUACCCCCCACAUUCCACAUCCAACCACGAGUUUUGUGGCCUUUAUCCUUCCGAUUACACAAAUAUUCAACACAGCCACCUAUCGAAUAGUGGUGUGCACAGCUACCAUCUUAAUGUGGCACACGAGCCGCCUCCUGACACGCCACCGAAGCGCCCCCUUUACCCCUUGCCCCCACAUCUUCAGCACCAGCCACUGACUGCACGUUCCAGCUGUCCCGGGGACUACUACUCACUGCCCCAGUCUAGUCCUCACCCACCGGGCUCUCCCCUUGGACGCUGCCUUGCUCCCACCAGAGCAGACAGCGUGUCAGACUCUCACCUUUACGAACACCUCUCAACAUCACACCAUCACCAUCGGCCAAAGGUUUUGCCCAGCUGGGACACCUACUGCAGGCAGCCACUGUUACCGCCAUCUGCCUAUCAAAGCCUUCCGGACACACGGCAGUUAUCUUGGCAAGCCCCUCCAUGGGCACAUGACAACUACGCCCAGCACCACUCCUCUCAGCCAACUCUACACCAGUCCCCAACACGUUACCACCCACCACCUCCAGCACACUCUCACCCACCGCACGCCUCCGGCACACCUCUCCUGCCUUACACCACACACCUUACAGUACCUUCCCACACGUCUCCCUCCUACUUGCCCCAGCACCCAAAAUCUCCUGCACACAGCUGCUACGGGGACAUGAGGGAGAAGGUGUAUGUCAACUUAUGCAACAUCUUCCCUUCGGAGCUGGUGAGCCGGGUGAUGACGAGGAGCCCCCACGUCACAGAUCCCCAGCAGUUGGCAGCUGCCAUUCUCGCAGAGAAGGCACAGACAGGGUACUGAUGACAGUCAGGAAAAAUGUGUCUUCAUGAGAAAACAGGAGCUAUGGACACAGAAGAAAAAGUAUGCAGUGAAAUUCUACAGUGGAAUUAUUAAACACAGGAAUGACAUUUUUCCUUUAUAGUGAGAUAAUGCGCAAGAAAAUAGAACAAUAAUCCACCUAUGAUCAGCAACUAACUUCAUGAAGAAUGGAUCAAACUCAUUUCAAAAGACUGACUUUGCACCAUUUUAUUUUUUUAGUACCUUAUUUUUUAUAACUUUCAAUCAAAUGGCGAGUGUCGAGUCAAGAAAAAAAACGCGGUCUUGUUGGAGGUGCCAUUUUUGACAGAGCAACUAUGUUAAAUGCUUGAAACUUUUUUUUUUUUUUAAUUGCAAUCAUGUUAAAAAGUUUCAAACUCAUCUGUUGUGUGGAAUGAUGAUUAACUAGUUUACACCUAUUUGAACCAAAAUCUAAAACCAGUAUUUGCUCAUAGUGGUUCGAAAUCUGUUCAAGACUAAAGCCUCAUUCACACGGAGACGUGCAUAGCAUCCAUGUGUCAUGUCACCACUAGCGGUACACUGUACAAACGACACAUACAGUACCACACGGUUGAUAUAAAAUUGGCACUACACAAUUUCACCAUAUCGCUAAAGUUAUUUCACACCAAGGUGUGCGGUACUUAACUUUUCCUUCAGAUGGCGUUUGUACUAAAACGUGGCGAAACAAGUCAAAAUAGUUUUAAGUCAUUUCAUUUCAAUUGAAACAAAUUGGUAUUGUCACAUGCAUCCCAAAUGCACUAAUUACGGUCAAUGAAAUGACUGAAAUGUAUGAAAGAAAAAGCUAUGUGGCACUAAAUGGUAUUAAACUGUCAAAUGUAAAAAUAUUGUCAAGGCAUGUUACUAAGGUAUUUUCCAGACUCAUGUUGCACCGGAUAAUAAGUCGUAUCUGUCCAAAAAUGUGUCUGGAGGGAUUUCAUCGAUCCCAAAGUCAUUUAUUUUUGAAACAUGGUGCUAUUGCUUCAUGUACCAAGAAACAAAAUUAAUUUUAACACCGCAUUAUUUUUUAACACAAACCCUCCACUAGCAAGCAGAAGCUAUUGGACUCAAUGUUGUUAUAUGGAGGUACAAAGAAGUCAAAUAAAUUGCUUCUUGUCACCACUGAACAGCGAAAGAUGCACCUUUACUUCACUAAAUGUAAUUAAAUGUUUUAAAACAUCAGUUAGCCUCACCUUAGCCUAGAUGUCCUUGUUUCCAUUCUGGCCUUGCCACAAAGUGCAUUGGAGUACUGAGUAAUAUCUUUAUUCAAGAGCAUGCACUUUCAGUUUGAGAGCAUGAUUUAUUCAUUUCACCUAUUCUCCAAAAUCUAGCACAUCCUUCACAGUUGUAUCUUUUUGUUUUACAGGGGUAUGCAUCCAGCUUAAUGGUGAGUUAUUGCCAACUUCCGCUCCAGAGUAUGAAUCACUAUCUCAUUCAGUACACAGGAGCAGCUUGCCACAUGUAUAGAUUGUGCGGUCAUAGAUAAUUCAGUAUUUUUUCCAUAUAAAUCGCAUUGAAAUAUAAGUCGUAGGACAAGCAAAACAAGUGAAUAAAUGUUCUGACUUAGUUUGGAAAGCACAGUAUAUGCUAUAUGUGAGCAUUGCUGCCUGGCGUGUAAACGUCAUUGACUCAAGCUAGAGAGUCACUUUAUGCGUAAGACCUCCAUGUGAACAAAUACCAUAGGAAAUCAUGAAAAUGAUGACUGAGGAAAAAUACUGUUUGUUGAAUCCUGCGACUAGAUUAUUACUCUUACUACACAUUAUGAAGUUGUAAAUUGUGCUGAAAGUUCCAAUUUUAUGUGACAGAAUUGAUAUUCCAUACAGCAAAUAACAUCUAGACUUCAAACUAUGUGACCCCACUGCUCGUAUUCUCUUAAUCACUUUGUGUAUGUUGUGCUCCUGUUUGUGGGGGUUUCCUUGUUGGUAAAAAUAGAUGGACGUCGUCUUAUUUAAGACAUCUUCUGGGUUUUGUUUUUGGUUGGAAUUGUAGCUGUAUAGAUGGGUGACCCUGUCGUGUGUACCUUAGUUUUAGUAAGGGACAUCUCUCUCAAUCUCUCUCUGUGGCCCUUUCUUUUGGGUCAAAACUAGAAUCUGCUACAGUCAAAGAAAACCGCUGUGUCAGUAAAUUUAAACGUGUGUGUGUGUGUGUGUGUAUAUAUAUAUAUAUACUGUAAAUAUAUUUAACAGACUCACCUGUUGUGCUUUAACUUGAGCAUCCACUGACACCUGUAGCAGAUCUCAGUCAAAUCCACACUAGACGGAGAAAAUGCCACUUUGAUACAAAUUGUAUCAUUAAGUCUCUGAUAUUCUACACAGUACAUAUGGACUUGUUGAUCCAUAUUCAUGAAACACUCUUGAUGUAUAUGAUGAAGUGCAUUGACUGGCAAUAGUUCCAAAUGUUCCAAUGUUUUUAAUCUUGGGAGAAAAAAAAACCUCGUUAUUUUUCCAGUAUGUUUAGGAAAUUGAACAAGUUGUCUUCCUUGUGGUUUUAGGGGUUACAUCUUUUUCUGUGCUUUUGGGUUUGAAGCUGGCUUGUCAAAUUUAAUCGCCCACCUGCUCAAUAUUAAGCAUUUGGCACUUUUUUUUUUUGCCAAAUGCUUUCUGUCCGAGAGUUUUUACAUGACAUCCAAAACAAACAAAGCUUCUCUAGUAAAAUAAUUUUUUUGUUCUUUUAAUUUCAUGAAUAAGCUUUAAACUUUUACUUUUGCUGUUAAACAAUGUAAAUGUAGUGAGUGCUCCCCAUAUGCUGCCUUUUGAGACAAAAGUCAAAAAUAUUUAAGGUGGUCAAAGCUACACAGGACAAAUUUGAAAAAUUGUCAACUGCCAUUUUUCCGCUUGUUGGAAAAUGUACUCUACAAAUUCCAGAUUUGGAAGCUUAUCUGGAAAAGUAUGACCUUGCAUUUGUGGAUUCCCACUUGCAUAGGACUUAUAAAACCACGGUGCAGUCGAUAACCUUGAUGUCACUACGUGCGGGGAGUCUGUCAGUCAUGUGACAUUGCACUUAUGAGCGAUAGUCACCAAACUUGGUUUUUGCAUUAUGCAGUGACCCCCAAAAAGCCUACUGAUUUGGGGGUCAAAAGGUCAAGGUCCCUGAAGCAUACCUUGUAAAAAUCUGUUGAGCACAGUAACUAAUUGAAAGCUAUGGGGCUACCCAAAUUUCACUAAACUGAUAUAAUUUAGUUUUCACUGAAAUUCAACCAUUGUGUUUUAUUUAUUUAAAAAUGAGUUUUGAAAUUAUAGUUUAUUUUAAUGAGAACAUAUUUGGGGGGGGGAAUUCAAUAACAUUUUAUUUUCCUUUUAACGCUGUCUGUAGGCGUUACUGCGUGUGCACAUCCAUGAGCUUUCGAAGAGACUGGAAGUUACUUUUGACCUUGCAAGGUUCUCGCCAGUGCCGUUGAGCAUAGGGGGCCCCUAUGCUGUUAUUUAACCCGCAUAGGGGGGCUUUUCUGUUUUUUUAUUUUUUUAAAAAGGACAUGUCGCAUGUUAUUUAACGUCUCAGUCAGCAACAUAAAGUGGCCCUCAAAAUGCUGGAAAUAGUGUUUCAAAGGGUUAUAAAUUUCAAAGUUUUUUCGGAGGGAUGCCCCCGGACCCUCCUAUAAUACUUGCACCUGCAUCGCUCGUCGAGUGGCUGGGCACCAUUAAGUUCCCCCUUAUGCUGUGAAAAAUCCUGGUGAGAACUCUAUCUUGGGUAAUGUGUGCAUACAUCGCAUGCAUGUCUGCGAGAUGUCUUGUAAAUCACUUCAGAGAUAUCUGGUUACAAAUACAGCAUUUUUAGUUUUAGAAGUGUUUAUUUCUCACUAGCUUUUACAUAACACAUGAAAAACGUUAGAUUUACACAAACGUAGUGGUUUCGAAGCAUUUCCCGCCAUGUUGGCUUAGCAGCCAGAAAGAGACCAGCCAGCAGGUGGCACUGUGCAUCCAUACUGUCUGCUUCCCAACAUCCCUCCGCAAGUCUGGGGAAGCCCCCUACAUGAUCUAUGACAUAGCUAUUAUAAUCUGCAUGUCACUGCUGUAAACAGUUCAAGGUAGUCUGUUCUUUUUAAAUUUUCCCCUUCAUGAGAAUUUUCUUUAAAUUGUUUUCUAGACAAUGAAAUUUUCAUCAUAUUGGUAAUGCCAUUACGAAUCCCCUAUCCCAUAAGGCUAAUAAAUAAAUUUAUGCCUUAAAUCUUACACAGCUCAAUGGCCCGUUACCUUUAACUGCCCAAUUGCCACCAGACUUGGGGUGUGUUUUAGGCAUAUUGACCCCAACAAGUCUAUCGACCACAAGCCAAGGUCACUGGACUGUAUUUAGUAAGAAAAUGUGAGUGCAAUAUCUAAUUGAAUGUCACCAAAUUUAGUAUUAGUUUUAGGCAUGGUGACCCCAUGCCAACUGAUUUUAUGGUAAAAAAUAAAUAAAUAAAAGCAGUAGUCUUCUGCAGAAAACUUCUCUUGUCAACAUUUGCCCAUAGUACUAUGGGUUCACAGGCUGUUUUUUUAAAUUACGAUGCAUGUAUUUUUAAGAUGUUUAGUCUGUCAAAGUUAUCUGCAUCUCAAUUUGAUCAGGACCAACAGUUCCAGUAAAUAAACACUUACUGAGGACUUCAUGUCUGGAAUGCAGCAUUAAUCAGUGACAAUGCCACCAUGACCAGGGUGCAGAUAAGCAGCAGAGAAUUAAUGAAUGAACCACUCGUGUAAAAACAAAUUUUUAACAUUAAGUGAUGUGUUGGGAUUUUUGGAAUGAUUUUGUUUCAGUCAAUGUCUAAGUGCACCAUUCAAGCCAGCUACAUACAACCCAUCAGCUUCCUAAGUCCUAUGUGGCAGAUUGUUAAAAAAAAAAAAACUAUAAAAUAACAUGCUGUUGAUGAGAAACCUCUGUGUGUACUGAAGAAGCGCCUUCUCUCCGGCCUCCUGGCACCGUGUGUCAGUGUGGGACCAGAGUGUGGGCCCAAAGUAAUGCCUCUUCAUGGCACUGUGCUUAUGACACAUCCAAUACUCUGAACUAUGUUCAGCUAACUACUUCUGCAUGUUUUGAAUUUGUUGGCUUUUUGGACGUCUGCUGUGAUUAGUGUGUGUAAA